This is a messenger RNA of Exophiala xenobiotica, 5557 nucleotides long. RefSeq lists its product as uncharacterized. Gene Ontology annotation, biological process: regulation of transcription by RNA polymerase II. Lineage: Eukaryota; Fungi; Ascomycota; Eurotiomycetes; Chaetothyriales; Herpotrichiellaceae. Gene Ontology annotation, cellular component: mediator complex. The transcript has a single exon. Gene Ontology annotation, molecular function: transcription coregulator activity. The record is from RefSeq and is a predicted model, not a curated record. The coding region runs from base 534 to 5063 and encodes 1509 amino acids.
CAUACACUUCCCACUGGCCAUCUUCCCUUUCCAGGUGCGCCAUCUCAACCCCGGCUGCGUUGGCAACCUUCUGAAAGGCUCAGCGAGCUACUCGUACUAACUAGGGUAGUUCUGCCGAACUGGUUCCUUCCGAGCCCUUGUGCUGCGAUCCAUCACUCAAUUCGUUCACCCUAUCUCAAUUCCGACCAUCCUUCCUGCGGACUUGUUCCACCCACCUCACUUCGCAUCUUCUCCUUCUUCUGCUUUACCACCAUAUACAUUCAAUGACUUUACUGAGGCCGCUUUCUAGUGACUCAUACCAAUAGCGACUGCCUCGUUGCCUUACAGUCCGUUAUUCAUCUGUCCCCACACGCUUGGCCAGUUCAACUCUUGCGCCGAUUUGGUCCGCGCUCUCUGUACCCUCGGAUUACCCAGGUGACCUCGAACGUAGGACCAGCCACACGACGGAACCUGCUCGAGUAGCCUAGCCAUCACCUUCGUGGAGGCAUAACACGCCUUCUUGCUUCCAUUCCUACUAUCAAGAUGAUCAGGUCAUGACCUCGAACCCUCCGGCCGAAUCGCGGCCUCCUUCGUUAAGAUGUCCUCCCGAUUUGCAUCGACCUUCUCUCGAUCGAGCCGGGAGCGAUAUCUUUCCACCCAUUGGCAGAAGGCCACCCGGUUUACAGAGACAAAAUACUGAGUCCGGGCAGGAUAGACCGGCCAAACGAAGGAAAGUGGAGGGAGAUGUCCAACCAAAUCAGGCUUCUACUUCCAGCAAUGGCUCUACAGUCACGGCCAUAAUAAACGCCACCACACCGACCGAUACCAAAGGCCCUCAGCUACGUCUUGUAGCGCCUGCGGCUUUGCAAUUGGAAUUUCGCACUUUGCAGGACAAGAAGUCGGAACCUUUGGUUGAUCAAGAGCCGCCGGAUUUUCCAGGCCGUCCGUGGAAUCCUUCUCAACAGUUCAAAGCUGCCGAUGGGUCACAACCUUCUCAUCGGUCUAGAGUCUAUGUUCCUGUACCCACGACUCCUGAUUCUUUGGAUCCGCCUGGCUCGGCGCCACGUUUUGUUCCCAAGCGAGCUGCCGGCUUCUUUCCCUGGACCGGAAAGCACCCCGAGGACGUAUUGAACGACACCAACGUAAAGCAAGGAUAUUUCGAUAAACCACCGAAUCCGACCGAGAAAGAGCUGAACACGGCUCGGGUGCCACUAUAUAACGCAUUCAAGCACAAAUCAGGCGUGGACAGCUUAUCCACUCUGUUUUCUCUCAUCUUAGACAAGAAGAACCAGCAAAGUCUCAUCAAUCCUCACACGACUUUCAAGCCUCCUCCAAGAGUCACCCUGACCGAAGCGAAAAGGAAGUCAUGGAUUGCAGAUCUGGCCAAUGCGGAUGUGCCGUUGAGAAAGCUGAGCAGGACUAUUCCACAAGGCAUUCGGGGCCAACUCCUGCUUGAUCAGUGUUUGCAGAACGUUGUCCCCAUGAGUCGUGCAAUAUGGUUCGCAAAGUGCGUCUGCGCAAACGAAAUUCGGACGUUGAAGAGAAAGGGGACUACGCCGGCUCUUGCGAUGGGCGCCGAAGGAAAAUGGCUACGCGAAUGGACCAUUAACGUGGAGCAGUUCUUGGAAGCCCAUUUGGCACAAAUUGGCAGCAUAGGUUGGAGGUCCAAUAUUCAAUAUGCGGUCCGUAUCACUACGCGGCUUUACAUGGAGAACCUGCUUGACCGCGACCACUGUCUCGACUGGAUACUCCGAUCUUUUGCCACUUCACCACUAGAUCAACUACCUUUUUGGCUGAUGAUUACCCAUAUCUUCAGGCAGGAUAUGAGUUACUAUCGAAGGCGGGGCAAAAGGUUUGCCGAAACACUUAUCGAGAAAUAUGAGCUGGUGCGCACAACUGCCGGUCAGGCUGCAGUUCCGCUCACGCAAAGACUGCACCAUGCGAUCCGCGGCCUACUCCUCACUCGCCCAAGGAAUUUUCUCAUGCCGGAUAAAUGGCCAGAAAUAUAUCCCAUCAUCCGAACAUGCCUCGAUGGAAAAGUUCAGCAGGAACGACAAAUCCUGGAUGAACUCAAUCGCAUCAAUGAAAGGGCAAUGGGUUUCAACAAGCGACAAUUUUCCGCCAAACGCUCACCAGUACAGGCGAUUGUGGAGGUUUUAGACUCUCUUCACGCACCAUUUGAUGUGGCCAAGCUCGCAGAAACCCUGACAACAGUCUGCCUUGAUGCUGAUGUCGUCAUCUUCUCGUGCCUUGAAUGGGCAUGUACACGCUUUCAGUCUUCCAAUGCCCGAAUAUACCUCUUCGCUCGUUUGAUCCGACGGUGGCAACGAGCAGGUCACGACACAGAUACUGUCAUCUUGAACUAUCUUUCCGCUUACAGGGAAGGAAAGACAAUGACGGACGUCCAGUGCUUAAGUCAUCUGAUUGCGCAACUCUCGAGGUCGAAUUCUUUUCCAACGGCCAAAUAUUUGCAGUGGCUUAUGGUAAGGGGUCUUCCCAAAAAGGGAACAGUUCGCCUGGAUACUACUACCAUACCGGAUGCUGGCAUGUCUUCCUCGGACUCCAGCCAUUUCUUACUUGAUUUGUCCCUACAAAAUGCAGGAGAACAUGUUCUCAACCUGCGGAACUCACUUUUGGAACGUUGUGGCUUCGAUUUGAGUUCGGAAAGAGACCUUUACAAUCAUUGUAUCCAGUAUAUCGGGCAAGAGUUGUCACAGCUAGGUCCAAGCUCUCGGUCGGAGACGUCGAGCAUAGCGGAGCCUGCCUUGGCUGCCCUGCCCUGGUCUAUCAAGUCGAGGAUCUCUCUGUGGCUUCGUUCGAGAGUUGUGCAGACCGCGAUGCAUGAUGUGCCUGGAAUUUCAUCACCUUUAAGUAUGCUCUCCACCUUGAGGCUGAACUGCGAACAGUUCUCGUUCAUUCGAUACGUUCUCGAAUGCAUGAAUGAUCAGGCUGUUCUUGCUGAUGUGAUUGGAAUCUUGUGCAGCUCGCAAGAUGAUGAUUUGGUGGCGUCGCUUGUGGCUACGAUCCAGUAUCACGCUGAACCCUUCAUGGCAAUAGGCGCUUUCGAAGUGCUACACAAGAGGGCGUGCCAGAUCUACAUGACUUGGCGCACUACCAAACCAGCAAUGACGCUCCUCACCAAUGCUCUUCUCGAGCUUUGCACCGCAUUUCCCGUCAAGACGCCAACACUAAAGUUCUUGCAGCAGAAUUUUGUUCGAGGCGACAGGGGCCGGGCAGUCGCGGCGUGUUCUCCGUACAGUGACGGUAUUGCUGAAUCAUUACAGCAAGCGGGAGCUACCUUUGUGGAAGACUUCGAGGCCAUAUUACAGUCCGAACCCAACAUGACUGAGCAGACCAUGAAUGGACUCUUUUCGGUUCUUGUGGACCGAAUCGAAAAACAGCAGAACUUUGGAGACGAUUCGCCAACCAUGUUCUCAUUCUGCCUGCUACUGAGUCGCUUGCGGUUGUGUAGAAAGGCUCAGGCAGAUCAGCUGAUCCAGCAGUGGUUGGGAAAACUGGCGCCGUUUCUUGACGGCGAUUUUGGUCCUGUCAUCUUUCAAAACCUCAUUGGGGCUGGAUGUCUCAACUUCGUCGGCUUUUUCGAAGCUAUCAAUAUCUCGAAAUUGGCAUUGAGCAAGCUGCCUUCGGCCACAGCUCUGCUGCGCUAUGUCACUUCACCAGACAAGGGGUUGUUGGGCAAUGCUGCCCUCUACCACACUCGGACUCAGUGGUCUAACUAUUGCCAUCAAGAACCCCGGCGCGUAUUAGAAGUGCUUUGCCAAUUGGGAAAGGAGAAUGUUCAAAACCCGUCGGAAACCCGCCUCGUCUACCUCCUGGCAAAUGACCGUACCCUUACCUCAUCCGCCUUGCCCGAGCCAGCAGCAAAACGGCUGGUGCAAGCACUCGAUCAUUUGCUGAGCUGCGACCGUGGUGGGAACAUUGAUUCUGCCAACUUACGACCCCUGCUCGACUCCGUCAACAUCUUCUCACACCGAUAUGUACGGUUGCGGCUAUGGCUGAUCUCACACCUCGGAGCAGAACAUACCGUUCCUGUGGAUCAAGGUCAACUAGUGGAAGCUCUUACAGACGCACUGGAGCAGAUGCUGCAUGAAGCGGAUGGAGCCCAAAACGACGAUUCUCGAAUUGCACAAUUGCUUGAAGCAGUGGGACCCGAAGUUGCCAACAGGCUCCGACACAAGGUGGAACACGAAUUCCUGGAGGCGUUACCGAGGUUUCCACCCAGCAAGACGACAAGUCCGUUGUCGGCAAUGUUCCCAGGCGACGUCCACCAUCUUUCUUCUAUCGUCAAUCGAGCAUUUCGUGUUUGUACAAAAGACACCAAUCCUAUGCCUGGAUUUGCGGGACAAUUGAUCGAUCGACUGUCACAGUUCUUCAAGUCUCAGGGUAACAAUGUGGCGACCCCUAAUUCUGCGGCAAUACCUGGGCUGUCAGGACAUUCCGUCAAUGGAAGCCCUGCUCAAAUGAUGUCGGUCACAUCCAGCCCGCACGCAAGCUCUUCAGAUGGUGUGGGCGGGGCCAAUGGGUGGGCGAUCUUGAGCUGCCUGGACCAUAUGCUCCAAAUGGUAUGCCUGCAAAGGCUGGCAGUGAUUUCUGCAGGACGUAGCGGAGCAAAUAUCAAGCAGGGUCAAACGGAGCAAGUCCAGCUUCUCGUUCGACUCGGACUCAUCUUUACGCACCCUACGAUUUCUUCUGCGUCGAAACAUCUGAGCAACAAGCAAGAACAGGAGAAGGUCAAGAACGUGCAUGAUUUCAUUCUUGACGUGCUUGCCACGAUUGUGGAUGAGGUCGGCGACGAGGUUAAGAUGAUGUGUGGGAAGUUAUUGAAGGACAAGCUCCACGAUGCCCGACUUAAAUAUCUCUUUGGCAGCGUCAACACUACAGGAUCUCUACAAGCGCAGGACAUGGGCCAUGGAUUGCAAAUGUUCAAAGAGGGUAAAGGGAUGAUUGGAGAAUGGAGGCCGCGUGUCUGGGAGGUACUGGACAACGGCAGCGGCAAAGAGAAUGAGACGUCGUUGGGUCUGGGUCUUUUUACUGCCCGACGCGGAAGAGCUACGGAGGAUUGAAAGCACAAAGCAAGGCCCAGAAGCGGAUUUUUGGACACUUCGACGCUGAUUUUGCUUGAUGAGCGACACCCGGAUGGUCGACAUUGUUAUGUACAGCCAUUUACGACGUGAUGAAAUGUGUUUGUCCAUUUUGCUUUUUCUGUGGUUUUAUUGGCAGGUCCAGCCUCUAGGGAAGGUGGAAAUUGGACAAGGGACGGGGGGUUUCUAUGAGGAUAGAUGCUAGAGACAAGUCGGUGUUGUCAGCACCCAUUGUCACGGGGGUCUUUGCAUGUGACAAGAUCCAUCAGGCAGAUGAUAGAUGUAUGCAUGGCGUGGCUAUCCAGAUGAUAUCUGCACAACAUGAAAACCCCAUCACGGUGUCGAAUCUGAAUGUGAUGCUUGCGUCUCUCUGAAUCAUCUGAUGAGUGAUUGAGUGAUGGUUGCGGGGACGUGGGGGAUAAUCGAGGAUGAUAUGCAGAAGCGGUCUUGCAUGAGCAGGGGCGUUUGGGUCAGCA